This is a messenger RNA of Paraglomus brasilianum, 618 nucleotides long. The record is from the annotation of a GenBank genome assembly. NCBI's taxonomy places the organism in Eukaryota, Fungi, Glomeromycota, Glomeromycetes, Paraglomerales, Paraglomeraceae.
AUGGCUACCAACAUCACUUGGCAUGAAGGUGCAGUAUCGCGCACAGAACGCGAACAAUUACUACGUCAAAAAGGCCUCACCAUCUGGUUCACUGGGCUGUCUGGAUCCGGAAAAUCAACACUUGCAAGUGCAUUGGAGCAGCAUCUUUUGCAUCUGGAUGUGGCCAGUUAUCGACUCGAUGGCGAUAACAUUCGUUUCGGUCUUAACAAAGAUCUUGGAUUUGGUCCUAAAGAUAGAACAGAGAACAUUCGCAGGAUUGCAGAGGUCGCAAAAUUGUUCGCAGACGCAACGAUAGUCGCAUUAACGUCGUUCAUAUCACCGUAUCAAGCAGACAGAGAUGCUGCUAGAAAAUUGCACGAGGAUAGCGGAAUUCCGUUUGUUGAAGUGUAUGUUGAUGCGCCAUUAAAUGUAGCUGAACAACGUGAUCCAAAAGGACUUUACAAAAAGGCGAGGGCUGGCGAAAUCAAAGAGUUCACUGGGAUCUCUGCACCAUAUGAAGCUCCACCAGAGCCCGAACUACACAUUAGAACAGAUCAAACGAGUAUAGAGAAAGGCGUCAAGAUUAUCGUUGAUUAUUUGGAAGAAAAAGGAUUUUUAGUGCCUAAAACAUCAAAUUAA